AUGGCUGAAAAUAAUACAUCCUCGACUGAAGUACAUUUACAUAAACCUGAUGAACAAGUCAUUCAUGGCGAAAGUCAUCAACAAAGAGAACAAAUAAUUAUUGAAAAUCCAAAUGCUACUCAUCAUGUAGAAGAUAUUCAUGUUACAUUUAAUAAUCCACAUCCCAUACCAGUUGAAAAUAAAACUGAAGAAAUUAAAGAUAAAGCUAAUGAAGUAAUUGAUAAAACACAACAUACAUUGAAUGAAGCAACUAAUAAAACUAGUGAACAUGCAACUGCUGCUGCUCAUAAUGUUCAGGAACAAGCAAAAGAAACUGCUGAAAAUGUUCAAGAAAAAACAAGUGAAAUAGCUGGUGAUACGAAAGAUGCAGUUAUAGCUGGCGAAAAAGCAGCUGAAGAAAAAUUAGCUGCAGCUAAAGAUACAGUUCUAGAAAAAUCAAGUGAAUUAGUUGAUAGUGCUAAACAUACUGCUCAUGAUGCAAAUGUUAAAUUACAUGAAUUAGAAAAAUCAGCUGAACAUAAACUUAAAGAAAGUAAACAAGCAAUUGGUGAAAAAGCAUCGGAAGCUAAAGCUAAAGGUGCUGGAAUACUUGGUGCAACACAACAUGCAUUUACUACCGGUGCUGCACGUGUUACUGAAAAAGUUAAACAUGGAAUAGAAUUAGCAUCGAAUGCUGCGCAUGGUAAAUCACAUGAAUCAGAAAAAACAAUUGAACAUAAAUUAGAAGCAGCUGAAAAAAUGGCUGAAGAAAAUAAACAAACACUUAAUGAAAAAGCAUCUGAAACAAAAGCAAAAGGUGCAGGAAUACUUGGUGCAACACAACAUGCACUUUCUACAGGUGCUUCAAUUGUUACUGGAAAAGUUAAACAUGGAAUAGAAUUAGCAUCGGGUGCUGUUUCUCAUGGUAAAUCACAUGAAUCAGAAAAAACAAUUGAACAUAAAUUAGAAUCAGCUGAAAAAAUUGCCGAACAAAAAACUGAAGAAAACAAACAAGUACUUAAUGAAAAAGCAUCUGAAACUAAAGCUAAAGGUACUGAAAUACUUGGUGCAACACAACAUGCACUUUCUAGUGGUGCUGCAGUUGUUACUGAAAAAGCUAAACAUGGAAUAGAAUUAGCAUCUGAUGCUGCUUCGAAUGUUAAAGCAGCUACAGGACAAUUAGCAGGUGAUGCACAAGCAAAAGUUAUUGAAACUGCUCAUAAUGCUCAGGCAAAAGCUAGCGAAUUAUUAACAACCGUUGAAACAAAAGCUGCUGAUGCUGCUAGUGCAAUUGCUACAAAAACUGUCGAAGCAAAAAAUACUACUGUAGCAGCUGCACAAACUGCAACAUCGACAAUUCAAGAAAAAACAAGUGCUCUUUUGGAUAGUGGUAAACAUGUAUUAACAUCUUCAACUCCAUCUCAAUCUGCACCAAUAGUACCUACUAGUACGGAUCAUAUUACACAAGAAGCAUAUGUUACUCAAACAUCUGCUCUAACUGCUCAUGGUCCAGAACCAAUUACAGCUGAACAAGUCGCACCAACUACAACAAAAGCUAGUAGAGGUGGUCCAUUAGCUGCAAUUCGUAAUUUUUUUAGUCGUUUAUUCAGUCCAUUAUCACAUAGACAUGAAGAACAACGACAAGCUAAUACUAAUGUUGCUAGUCAGACAAUUGAAACUACAACAACAGUUGCAACAAGCAAUCCACCAAUAUUAUCAUGA
Rotaria sordida is the source of this 1701-nucleotide messenger RNA. NCBI's taxonomy places the organism in Eukaryota, Metazoa, Rotifera, Eurotatoria, Philodinida, Philodinidae. The record is from the annotation of a GenBank genome assembly.